AUGAAAAAAAGUAAAUCAAAACUAAGUCCUUUAGCACCUUUUAUUGAAAUCAAGCACCGCGCCAAAUUAGAAGACUUAACGGUAAAUCAAAGACCUCCGGAAACUCCUAAAAACACAAAAACCCAGGUUUUUGAGAAAAAAAUAGAAAAAGUUACAGGUUUAUUAGACUUCAACCCAGAAAAGGGUUUUGAUAGGAGAGCGAUCGCUGAGCUGGACAAAGUGCGUGGGCUAUUAAAAUCAGAAAGUCAGCGAAAACGAGUCCAAUGAGUUGCGACAAAAAAUACUCGCGAUGUUUCUCAUCUAAAAGACAAAAUUAAAAUCCCUGAGUUAGAUCUUGACACCAUCUUAAACAGUAUGGAGCUUCCUACAGAGCUAGACCAAGUAAAAACACUGCUGACUAAUUCAGAUUAUCGAGGAAUUACUAGUUCAUUUAGCCCUACUGGGCUAAGCAGCCCGAUUUCUUGUAAAAGAGAAGCGUGCGUAAAUAGAGCACUUGCAACGAUACCCUCUUCCAGUUCUAGCAAGCGCUUAAAUUUAGCUGCACUUGUGGAAGAAAAUUCAGAUAUAGAAGAAAAUACUUUGAGGCCUCUAAGUCCUUAUGAAACAUUUGAAAGGUUUUACUUACUCCCCCCCCUCCGUGAGUGAACAAAACCAUUAGAAAAAUCCCUAUUUUUUGCCCAAAAACCCACCCUCCGUUAGUGAACAAAAAUUUUUUAUAAAAAAAAAAUUGAUAUAAGUGAUAAUUAGUAUAAUGAAAUCUCGAGCUAAUUCUGUAUAAUUUUAAACAAAUUGAGUUUUAAAAAAUAUAAAUUUUAUAAAUUAAAUUAAUACUUGCUUCCCAAUUUUGUAAAUUAGGAUUUUUUUUAAAAAUUUCGAAAAAAAAAUUUUCUAUAAAAUUUAUAUAUAAUUUUUUUUAAAAAAAAAAAUUAACCCCCCCUCCGUGAGUGAACAAAAUUUUUUUUGUUCACUCACGGAGGGGGGGAGUUAGGUAACCCAACUGGUCGACAAGAAAUCGAAAAUCUGAGAAAAUGAUUCAGCUUGAUGAAAUCCAAGUAUUUAGCUAAUGGAGACUUGGAUGCUACAGAAAUAAUUUAUGGAAUGUGUGGAAAAGAGCUAGUAAGGCAAGUAACUGUGCAUUGCAUUAACAGAGGAGAGUUGCUGAGAGAAGUUUUAGAAAAGCAGCCAGAAAUCACAGAGAGGAGAUGUGAAUCUUUAGUUGAGGAAAUGAAAAAAUUGAAGGAAAAACACACAAAAGAGAUUUUUGAUUUAAAAAAUGCUCAUAGUAAUGAAAUUGCACAAAUGAAUUUGAAAAUACAAGCAAUUGAAGACCAGCGAGACCAAGAAAGACUUGCCAAGGUAAAAUCUGAUGACAAUUUGUUAGCUUAUAAAGCAAGAAUUAAAAAUUUAGAAAGGCAUCUGGAAUUUAAAGCCAGAAUGGAUAGACCAAUUAUUAAAGCAAGCUUAAAAACGAGGACAAAUACACUUCCAAUCAUGGAGCAUAAGCUCUCAGUUGUAUAUUGAAAAGAACAGCCACCUGAGACCGUUGAAACUCAGCAGUCAGAAAGUGAAGAAGAAAAAGAAAUUCUACAAACUGAAGAAAAUGAAGAACAAAAAGAUCAAAUCAUAUCAGCCAGCAAGACAAUUCUUGAUGAAAGCCAAGACAAAACAUUUAAAAACGAAUCAGAAGAAAAUGAGAAAUUCCAAGAAAUGCCUGAAGACGUAAAAGAAGAGGAAAUCGUACAAAUGGCUUCAAUUCAAACAUAUGAAAGAGAAACACAAACUGAGACCAUAAAAAUUGAUGUAAAAAGCAAAAGCAUCGAAUCAAAAGAGGUGCAAACAGAGCCAUUUGUAUAUAGCGAAGAAAAGAUUAAUGCCGAAGAAGAAUAUAUUGAAAUAAAGGAUGAAAAUGAGUUUAAAGAUGAAGAUAUAAUUGAUGAAGCUGAGAUCUCAAUGCUAGACGAUUAUGCUAAUAUUUUUGAUCCUGGAAAAGAGAUAAAAGAAACAAAAGAAACAAAAGAAAUCUUUAUCGCUCCUCUCCCUAUUGCUGCAACUAAAGGAUCAGCCAGAUAUGAAAAAUCUUCAGUUCCACUUCACCCUAUACUUGAAAGGCCGAACUCAAGCCCAGUAGCUAUUAACUCUACCCUUCUCUGUGAGCGAGCACUAACAAAGAGUGUGGUUAUUUUAUAUAUUAAAAAAUUGUUUUAAAGAAAUUUAUGUUUUAGAUUGUAAAAUUCAAUAGAUAUUCAUUUAAUAAUUAUUAUUUAUAUCCCAAAUCUUUUUACUCUUUCAAAAAAUUGAGACUUUUCACUGCUAUUGCUUCUCAUAUAGGGAUUAAGAAAAGAAACUCUAUAAAUAAAAAAUUUAAGCAGGCAAAGACUUCAAGAAGAACUUCACAAGCAAAUAAAGACAAAUUUCAAAUUAAAAACGAAACCCCUGAACCCUUAAAAUUUUCCAACGGCAAAAAUAAAGAAUUUUCUUUUAUUAGGCAGGAUUCAAACAAUACCAUAAUCGAUCACAAGAAAGAUGAGCUUGAUACAAUUAAUAAAGAAAUAGAAAAUAAAUUGAAAAUAUUGGAAAAAUUGACUGCAAAAAUAGAGUCAUUUGAAAAUUCAAUUAAUUGUGUAAGCCCAUUUCUUACUCCAGGGCCUGAUGAGCAAAGGCUUAAUUCUUCUCAAUCUAACAGCAGGCCUGACACUUCUUUAUCAUUCCCAAUCCCGAAUUACCCAAAUAUUUCUAUCAAUAUAACAGAAUAUAUUCCAAAAGAUGCUGACAUUAAUUCAUGAAAAGCAGGGUUUAGCUCUGGCUUUGAAACAGGAAAAGAGUUUGGCUUUAAGGAUGGGAAAAUGCUUGGAUAUGAAGAAGGCCAUCAAAAUGGCUAUUUAACAGCUGUAAAAGAAAACAUUGAGUCAAACAACUCAUUUUGGGUAGACGAUAAACUAACGAAAAGCUUUGUACUUGAGCCAGAAGACAAAAUUUUUACGGAAUCAAGAACCCAUUCUAGCCAAGCUGCUUCAAGAAAGAAAAAAAACACAAAUAAAGACCUCACGAAGUUUAUGGAAUUUAAUUUCCACCACGAAACGACCUCGACCAAAAAAAACCACCCAGCUCCUGGGAUCCUUCAAAGGUUUCUACAAAAAGAUGUGAAUUGAAUCAGCACGAAAGCUACAAUUAGCAGAAAAAUGCUGUAUCAUUUGAUGUUUACUAUGUAUCAAGAUAUUAGGUCAAAACUAAGCCGCUCUGAAGAAAUUGAUAGCUUGCCAACAUAGAAAUGGGUGGCUAUGCUAUGCAAGCAAUUCUAGUAAUAUGCAGAGACUAGCCUAGUCUGCUUUCAGGAUUGGUAUUUACCUUGAUGGAAAAGGAAGGCAUGAAGUUGGAAUGGGACGCCUAGCAAAUCUUACAGGCAAUACCUAGGUCAAUCACUCAAUUCUCCCACGUAAAACAGUUAGUUCAAUUUCUAGCUUUGUGUUUUUUAUUUUUUGCCGAUAGUAAGCUUGAAAAUUCAUUUUUUGAGAUUUUGAGUGGGCGGGUGAAAGCUUUUUCUCUGACUUUUUGGUAGUAAGACAUUUCCUCUGCACAUUUGGUUGAAAUUUUUUCCUCGUGAGACAUUUUAUCGAAGCUUUAUGGUUUCUCCAAGUAAAUGUCUGACGAGUUAAAAAAAACAAUCGGCCAAAUUUCCCCUAGUAAAUGUCUCACUAGCAAAAUUCCUGAUCAAAUGACAUGGAGUCAUAUGGGGAGGUUUUUCAGCCCAACAGUAUGGGCCAGAAGUCCAUUGCCUGUUCAAUCAAUACUAAAUCCAAGUGGCAAGAGGAGACGGCGACAUAGAAUUCACUCCAGAAGACCAUAGCAUCAGGAUCUGAAGGAGAAGCAAGAUAGUAUUCAUGCCAACUUACCAAACGAAUUAAUUAUCCCAAUUCGAUCAAAUUUUCCUUAACAACGUCAUAAAUCAGGUGAAGCUCCUACGGUGAUCCAAUAGGCAGUCGCAAACUUAAAUUAAUCUAGCAUAGCUUGCUCGAAGAAACUUAUGACAUUUUCAUUACAAAGUAUGGACUGAAAUCUAUAGGAGACAAAAAAUUUUUAGAAUUUGUAGCCUCUUUGAUUAAAAAUUCUAGCGGAAGAAGGGCAAUGAUUUAUUUGCGAUUUUUGGGGUGUGGGGAAAAGCUUGGCUCCAAAAACUACAGCUGGCAUAGCUUUAUCUUCUUUUUGAAUAUUUUAGGCAUGGUAAUGAACUCUAAAAUUGGGAUUAUUUUUGGAAUUGAUGAUUCUGCAGAUAGGCUUAUGUACCCAAGCAUAAGGGUCAUUGAAUCCGCAAAAGAAAUUUUCGAUAAAAUUUUAGACAAAACAACUAUUGGGAACAUUGUUGCGGAGCUCGAAAAAGAAGUUAUCACAGACCCAAAAAAUUUGAAUCCGAAUGGUCUCAUUGACUUAGACAGAGCUUUUGAAAUUCUUAUAGAAAAUUACGAAAAUUAUCAGAGAAAUAUAAUAGAAGGAGUUUUCACAAUUCAGUCUGCAAUGGGAUUCCAAGAUGAUGAAUGCAUUCUAAAAAGCGAACUUUUUAUGAUAAUUCGCUGCAUUUCUCCUGAAAAAAUUAUUUUGGAUGAAAAUCGUAUAGGUUUUAGCUUUGUGAUGCAAAAGUGGUUAGAUGGCCAGCAGCUGCUGAAUCUUGACUCACUUUCUCAGCUUUUUACCAGUGAUAUCAUCUCUAUCUGUAUAGAAAAAAAUGUUUUAUCUAUUGCUGAUGUAAAAAACUUUAUAAAUAAGCAGGGAAUAAACGAAAAUGAUACUAUAAAGGACUAUAAAUCCCAAAAUCAAGAACUUUUAGACAUAUUAAACCAAAUGAAGUCGAAAGCAGAAAAGAAUUGAAAUUAUGAUGAAAAUAGCCUCGAAAUGAGACUUAAUUCGAUACAGCAUAGGAUUGAAAUUGAAGAACCUAUUAAUCCAUUAAUAUGCUGGAAAAUACUUCAGCUCGAGCUAAGACGAAUUAAAAGAGAGUGCAUGAUUUAG
This is a messenger RNA of Blepharisma stoltei, 5001 nucleotides long. The record is from the annotation of a GenBank genome assembly. Lineage: Eukaryota; Ciliophora; Heterotrichea; Heterotrichida; Blepharismidae.